AUGGCACACAAUAAUCAUAUUGAGGACCAGGAACCUGAGUUGUUCUCAGUGGCGUCGCAUCUUAGUCAUGUUGCUUCAAACCCUGGAAAGCACCAAUAUGAGAUCGAGGAGUACCAACAAGGUAGCUCCAAUGUGGUGGUGCCAGAAUAUCACGAGUCAGAAAUUACCGUGGUAGAUUAUGGUAAGUCUGUGUUUGCAAACCCUGUACAAAAAUUUUUACACUAUUUGAUAUCGUUGUUUCCUAUUGCCAAAUGGAUUCUUCACUAUAAUGGUAGGUGGUUAUACGGAGAUUUGGUGGCUGGAAUCACCGUUGGUAUCGUGUUGGUUCCUCAAUCUAUGUCGUAUGCUAUCUUGGCUGGUUUGCCAGCCCAAUAUGGUUUAUAUUCUUCAUUUGUUGGGGUGUUUAUUUAUUCCUUUUUUGCUACUUCUAAAGAUGUGAGUAUCGGACCAGUGGCUGUGAUGUCUACCCAAGUGGGUAAAGUGGUGGCUAAAGUUUUGGCUGCAAAUGGUGACAGGUUCACAGCUCCUGAAAUCGCUACCUUCAUGUCAUUGAUUUGUGGUGGUAUUGCUGCUGGUAUCGGUAUUUUGAGAUUAGGUUUCAUCUUGGAGUUCAUCUCUGUCCCAGCUGUUAUGGGAUUCAUGACUGGUUCUGCUUUCAAUAUUUUGACUGGUCAAGUACCAGCUUUGAUGGGAUAUGGUUCUUCUGUUAAUACCAGAGACUCUACCUACUUGGUUGUCAUCAACUCGUUGAAGAACUUGCCAAACACCACUGUCGAUGCGGCCUUUGGUCUUGUCGGUUUGUUUAUCUUAUACACCUGGAAAUGGUUCACUGAAUUUGGCCAGAAGAGAUGGCCAAAAUACAAGUUGUGGUUCUUCUACGUGCAAUGUUUAAGAAAUGCCAUCGUGUUGAUUGUUUCCACUGCUAUUUGUUGGGGUGUUGUUCAUCCUAAAUUGAAGGCAUGGUCUGGACCAAUUGCUGAAUUCGUUCCUCCUGUCAAAAUCUUGGGAACUGUUCCCUCUGGUUUGAGACAUGUGGGAGUUAUGAAGAUUCCUCAUGGAAUCAUGGGCGAAAUUGGUUCUGAAAUCCCUGCUUCUACUAUCAUUUUAUUGUUGGAACAUGUGGCUAUCGCUAAAUCUUUUGGUAGAGUUAACGAUUAUAAGAUUAUUCCUGACCAAGAAUUGGUUGCCAUCGGUGUCAAUAACUUGAUCGGUACGUUCUUUGCUGCUUACCCUGCUACUGGUUCUUUUUCUAGAUCUGCUUUGAAAAACAAGUGUGGUGUUAGAACUCCUUUAGCUGGUAUCUUCACUGGUGCUGUUGUGUUGUUGGCGUUGUACACUUUGACUGACACUUUCUAUUACAUUCCUAAGGCCACCUUGUCCGCAGUCAUUAUUCACGCUGUUUCUGACUUGAUGGCUCACUACAAGACCACCUGGAACUUCUGGAAGAUUGCUCCUAUUGAUGCUGGUAUCUUUUUGAUUGCGGUAAUCAUCUGUGUGUUCUCCACUAUUGAAAUUGGUAUUUACUUUGCUAUUAGUGCUUCUGCUGCUGUUUUGUUAUUUAGAGUUGCCAUGCCAAAUGGUGAAUUCUUGGGUAAGGUUAAAGUCGCCGAAGUUAUAAAUCCAAUUAUUGACCUGAAGAGCUAUGAUAACUCCAAAGAAUACGAUGGCAGUGGUUCUUCUUCUGCUGACUCCUUCCGUGAUGUUGAAAUUCACCAAGUGUUAUCCAACAACUCUGACAUCAACAAGAAAAAGCAAGUCGAUCAACUCGACACCAGUACGAAACAGUUGUUAGCCAAGAAUCCAAACAUUAAGUUUCACACUAGAUGGGUUCCAUUGUCGACUAAGAACGUCAACAAAAACUUGGAUGUGCAACUUCCACCUGAUGGGGUCCUUGUGUUUAAACCUAUUGAAAGUUUCACCUAUCCUAAUGCCUCGCGUCAAAUUGAUAAGAUUUUGGACUAUGUCAAGAAGCAUACUAGACGUGGUAGACCAUAUCCUAAGGACAAAGGUAGUAGACCUUGGAAUGAUCCUGGUCCUUUGGAAUUCAAACUUCCAUGGUCCAAGAAGCAAAACGAUGUCAUCGAAGACGUUGUUGAUGACAGACCAGUUUUGAGAAUUGUCCACUUUGACUUCAGUACCGUUGCAUCUACGGAUGUUACUGGAAUUCAAACUUUAGUUGACUUGAGAAAGUCUUUGAACAUUUAUACUGACAGAGAAGUUGAGUUUCACUUCUCCGGCAUUCUUUCUCCUUGGAUAAGAAGAGGAUUGCUUAAUGCUGGUUUCGGUUCUUACGAGAACAAUGCUUUGGUUAGUAAUACUACUUAUGUGAACAUAGCAACUGACCAAGACUUGGAAGCUGACUUGGAUUCAGAAUAUUUCUCAGCCGUUUCAACCGAUACGCCUUUCUUUCACUUGGACAUUCCAGACUAUUAA
Molecule: messenger RNA, 2433 nt
Organism: Yamadazyma tenuis ATCC 10573
Lineage: Eukaryota; Fungi; Ascomycota; Pichiomycetes; Serinales; Debaryomycetaceae
Gene: SUL2
Product: sulfate permease
Biological process (GO): transmembrane transport
Cellular component (GO): plasma membrane
Molecular function (GO): secondary active sulfate transmembrane transporter activity
Source: RefSeq, a predicted model, not a curated record